CAAAUGGAGGGGAUGGACUAGGCAAGAAAUACCAUAGGGGGCAAAACGAACCAUCUGAGGCUUUGACGGUCACUCAGAAAAGAGGGUGGUUAACAAGCAAACCCUAACCUUGUUGACGGCGGCGAUGGAGGCGGAGCUUGGUGGUGGGGACUGCAUCGGCCACAAGAGGGCAGAUCCGGCGCGAUUCUCCGGCGGCGGUGAUGCCAAGAGGACGCGCGAGGGCAACAACGACCUCGACCGCUCCUCUGUGGAGAUGGAUGACGACGACGUCGACGAGGACUGCUCAUCGCCGGAGAAUACCCUCGACCACCAUCGCAAGUGUUGGAUGGACUCGUAUGGCAGCUUCUACUCCUUCGAGGACGAGACUGAAUUUCGUCCCAUGGCCCACACCGACGGACCGAUGCUGCCCCUUCAUGUUGAUCCCAUGCACACUAUGCAGAUCUUCUCCGUGAAGGUGACUCAGAUCAGCAGCGCCCUCCAGUGGCCUCUCGAUGUCUAUGGACUUGUUGCCGUGCGUGACUCCAUGGAUCAUAAGCGCAACAUCCUCUUCCGCCGUUGCAGGGAUGAAUGCCAGACCCUCACAUCGCUGCAGGAUUCACUAUUGGAACUUACAGGCCCAAGCCGCGCUGUUCUGCUGUUGGACUGCCCUGCUUUUGAGAUUGACCUCAAAGUGAAGAGCAAAGAAUCAUCAUCGCAAGACAAGACUUUAAGUUACUACGCCUUUAUAUACAACAACUAUGCUUACCAUGGCAACGCCAGCUACGCCAUGACAGAGGUGCUGCCUAGCGAGCACAGCACGAUGGAGGUCAGGUUUGCUCAUCUUCCAAAUGCUGUUGAGGCGACCAUCACUGUCCGUGUUGUCAAGGGAUCGAAUGGUUUCCAGGCGUGCUUUACCGCUCGCACUAAGAGCAUUGAGGAUGAUAUGGUGCUUCUGGACUCCAAGUCUGCAAAUGUGGCUGGUGACAACAGUGGACUUUUUGUAUUGCAGCGCAAUGUUGUUGUCGUGGAGGAGAAGGGCGAACUGAUUCUUGGUGUCAAGGCUGCACAAGCUGAUGGUGCUGUGGGGACUGAAGGUGUUGUUGCCAAGCAGAGAGCGUUCUGUGCAAGGUCCGCUUUGAGAAGUGAAGACUAUUUCGAUCUUGGCUUUAGCAGGCUGCAUGUCGUGAUCGCGUGGUCAAUGCUUCCAUAACUCAUGGUUUCAAAGCAGCCAUCUUAGUAGGUAUGGUAUGAUAAUUACCUCGUGGCUAGUAGUACCAUGUAUGACUUGUGAACCACACGUUGUGCGGCUCAGAGACUUAAUUUUUUUUUUUUUUGAAGGAAAAAGCACGUGUUCAUAGAUAAAAAGCAAAGUUACAGCAGCAACACACGCACUCACACUCACGAAGGCACCAGAAGGCCACCUGUCCUGGAGAAAGUGCAAAAGAACCCUGGCUAAAACAAAAAUAACAAAGAAGCCCCAGCAGGAUCCCGUGCACAACCACCAACCAACUCGUCUUCGUCGAGCUGAAGCAGCACCGGAUCGAGUCCGGCGAAGAAACCGACGAGCCCACCACACGCCUCGGACGACGCGAAGCUCGAAAGCAAACGCUGAAACACCGCAGAAAACAUCCGGCCGACGCCGGAAUCGACGACGAAGAAAGAGCAUCGGUGGGGAUGAAACCCUGAGCCACCGCCGCCUCGCCCUCGCCACAUCCGGAAGACACCAGAUCAGAAUACGAAGACGCCC
Lolium perenne is the source of this 1726-nucleotide messenger RNA. RefSeq lists its product as uncharacterized. NCBI's taxonomy places the organism in Eukaryota, Viridiplantae, Streptophyta, Magnoliopsida, Poales, Poaceae. The record is from RefSeq and is a predicted model, not a curated record.